Merops nubicus (carmine bee-eater) is the source of this 665-nucleotide messenger RNA. It is a transcript of the gene DYNLT1, whose product is annotated as dynein, light chain, Tctex-type 1. The transcript is spliced from 4 exons. The annotation marks the transcript as partial. NCBI's taxonomy places the organism in Eukaryota, Metazoa, Chordata, Aves, Coraciiformes, Meropidae. The record is from RefSeq and is a predicted model, not a curated record. Gene Ontology annotation, cellular component: cytoplasmic dynein complex; cytoplasm. Gene Ontology annotation, biological process: microtubule-based movement. Gene Ontology annotation, molecular function: dynein intermediate chain binding.
ACGUCCUUUGUUGUUGAUGAAGUCAGUGGCAUUAUUAAAGAGGCCAUCGAGGGCGCGAUUGGCGGCAACGCCUACCAGCACAGCAAGGUCAACCAGUGGACGACGGGCGUGGUGGAGCAGACGCUGAGCCAGCUCACCAAGCUGGGGAAGCCCUUCAAGUACAUCGUGACCUGUGUCAUUAUGCAAAAGAAUGGUGCCGGGCUACAUACAGCAAGCUCCUGCUUCUGGGACAACUCCAGUGAUGGAACCUGCACUGUGAGAUGGGAGAAUAAGACUAUGUACUGUAUUGUCAGUGCCUUUGGACUUGCAAUAUGAUUGCCUUGCAACCAUUCAUCCUUCUCUUUUCUACUCCAGCACUUGGUGCCAUCUCUACUCAAACUGUGAAUACACUGAACUACUUCUGGUGUUAAUGUACUCUUUAAGCAACUUUUUUUCAAGUGUAGAAAUGUGAAAACAUGCUGUCACAUGGUUUAUGUUUGUACUUAGUAUCAUCCCGGUAUUACCAUACUGUCUUAACACUUCAAGAACUUUUCUUCAAGGUGCUAAUACUGAAAUCUGCUGCAGUGUAAACACUUUCUCUAUAUUUCCUUUUUAAGACCAAUAAAUGAGACACCGACUUUCACACUUUGUAAUUUUGGUUAGCAUUAAAUUAUUGAAAUUCAUAA